Molecule: messenger RNA, 681 nt
Organism: Australozyma saopauloensis
Lineage: Eukaryota; Fungi; Ascomycota; Pichiomycetes; Serinales; Metschnikowiaceae
Gene: PRX1
Product: thioredoxin peroxidase
Exons: 1
Coding region: 1-681 (226 amino acids)
Biological process (GO): cellular response to oxidative stress; cellular oxidant detoxification; cell redox homeostasis
Cellular component (GO): mitochondrion; cytosol
Molecular function (GO): peroxiredoxin activity
Source: RefSeq, a predicted model, not a curated record
AUGGCCGACGCUGCUCCUAAAGGUACCUUGAGAUUGGGCUCUACCGCCCCAGACUUCCAGGCCGAGACCUCCAACGGUCCAAUCUCUUUCCACGAGUUCAUUGGUGACAAGUGGGUUGUUUUGUUCUCCCACCCAGAUGACUUCACCCCAGUCUGCACCACCGAGUUGGGUGCUUUCGCCAAGUUGCAGCCCGAGUUCGAGAAGAGAAACACCAAGUUGAUUGGUUUGUCUGCCAACGGUACCGAGUCCCACAAGGCCUGGAUCAAGGACAUUGAUGAGAUCACCGGAUCCACCUUGACCUUCCCAAUCAUUGCCGACCCUGAGAGAAAGGUUGCUCACGCCUACGACAUGAUUGACUACCAAGACGCAUCCAACGUCGACGACAAGGGUGUGCAGUUCACCAUCAGAUCCGUGUUCAUCAUCGACCCAAAGAAGACCAUCCGUUUGAUCUUGGCUUACCCUGCUUCUACUGGUAGAAACACCGCCGAGGUGUUGAGAGUGUUGGACUCUUUGCAGACCGGAGACAAGAACAGAAUCACCACUCCUAUCAACUGGGUUCCUGGUGAUGAUGUCAUUGUGCACCCAUCUGUUACCAACGAGGAGGCCAAGACUUUGUUUCCAAAGUUCAGAAUCAUCAAGCCAUACUUGAGAUUGACCCCUUUAGACAUCAACGAGGAGUAA